CCUUCUUGUCCUGGUCGUUGUUCCCCUCUGAGUACCAGCUCCCCAUUGCCCUGAGGGCGGGCGGGCCGGAGGCAGAGGGAAGAAAGAGGAGGAGAAGGAAAUUGUCCCGGAUUCUUGCAGCUGUGUCUUCCUGACCACCGCACUGUGUCUAGUGGGUCCGAGCCUCCCCUGGGUGGCCAAUCUUUCCGUAGGUUACGGCACAACGCCAGGCAAGAGAAGAGGAAGGAAAUUAACCCUGAUCGGUGAAGGUCGAUUUGAGGGUCUGUUGUAGCAGGUGGCACCGUUUGAAGCUAGGGAGGAAGUUUCCCAGGAUCGGUAGAGAUUGAAAGAUUAUUGGGCGUGGCACACACCCCCAGCCAAGGGAAGAAGGAGCAAACUGCCUAUUUCAAAGAGGUCCACCUCCAGAAUCAGAUAUUGUGGUCUUGAAGUGACUGAAGAUCACCCUCUACAGACCUGCUCUCAGGCCCACAACCCUCUUUCCCUACCCUGAGUGACUACUCUGUUCCUUGGUCCCUGCUGUUGUCAGGGACGAUUGCAUGGGCUACGCCAGGAAAGUAGGCUGGGUGACUGCAGGCCUGGUGAUUGGGGCUGGCGCCUGCUAUUGCAUUUAUAGACUGACCCGGGGAAGAAAACAGAGCAAGGAGAAAAUGGCAGAGGGUGGUUCUGGGGAUGUGGAUGAUUCUGGGGACUGUUCUGGGGCCAGGUAUAAUGACUGGUCUGAUGAUGAUGAUGACAGUAAUGAGAGCAAGAGUAUAGUGUGGUACCCACCUUGGGCCCGGAUUGGGACAGAGGCCGGGACCAGAGCUAGAGCCAGGGCAAGGGCCAGGGCUACCCGAGCACGUAGGGCUGUCCAGAAAAGGGCUUCCCCUAAUUCAGAUGAUACUGUUUUGUCCCCUCAAGAGCUACAAAAAGUUCUUUGUUUGGUUGAGAUGUCUGAAAAGCCUUAUAUUCUUGAAGCAGCUUUAAUUGCUCUGGGUAACAAUGCUGCUUAUGCAUUUAACAGAGAUAUCAUUCGUGAUCUGGGUGGUCUCCCAAUUGUUGCAAAGAUUCUUAAUACUCGGGAUCCCAUCGUUAAGGAAAAGGCUUUAAUUGUCCUAAAUAACUUGAGUGUGAAUGCUGAAAAUCAGCGCAGGCUUAAGAUAUACAUGAAUCAAGUAUGUGAUGACACAAUCACUUCUCGCUUGAACUCAUCUGUGCAGCUGGCUGGACUAAGAUUGCUUACGAAUAUGACUGUUACUAAUGAGUAUCAGCACAUGCUUGCUAAUUCCAUUUCGGAUUUUUUCCGUUUAUUUUCAGCGGGAAAUGAAGAAACUAAACUUCAGGUUUUGAAACUCCUUUUGAAUUUGGCUGAAAAUCCAGCUAUGACUAGAGAAUUGCUCAGGGCCCAAGUGCCAUCUUCACUGGGUUUCCUCUUUAAUAAGAAAGAGAACAAAGAGGUUAUUCUUAAACUUCUGGUCAUUCUUGAGAAUGUAAAUGACAAUUUUAAAUGGGAAGAAAAUGAAUCUACUCAGAAUCAAUUCGGUGAAGGGUCACUAUUUUUCUUUUUAAAAGAAUUUCAAGUGUGUGCUGAUAAGGUUCUGGGAAUAGAAAGUCACCAUGAUUUUUUGGUGAAAGUAAAAGUUGGAAAAUUCAUGGCCAAACUGACUGAGCAUAUGUUCCCAAAGAGCCAGGAAUAACUUCUUGACUUUGUAGUUUAGAAGCAACACACAUUGUAAACUAUUCCUUUUCUCCACCUUGUUUAUAUGGUAAAGGAAUCCUUUCAGCUGCCAAUUUUAACGAAUACCAUAUUGUAUCAUCAAUGCUGAUAUUUAACCAAGUUGGUCUUCAGGUUUAAGCUGGAUAAAUGAAUAUCACUACUUGUUCUGAAAACAUGUUUGUUGCUUUUUAUCUCGCUGCCUAGAUUGAAGUAUUUUUUACUAUUUCCUCUACGUAAGUGACAGUGAACCAAUUCGUCAUGAGUAAGCUCCUUUUGGUCAUUUGCAAUGAUUUCAUUUGUGUAUCAUCAAUAAAGUUAUGUGUUAAUGCUGGAAAGAAAAAAGAAAGAAGAAAGAAAGAAAGAAAUGAUUCUUGUCCUUUGGUUUAUAAUCUAGUUGGAGAGAUAAGAAACAUACAAACCAAAAGAUAACCGAGGAUAUCCAGAGCAGACACUCAUUGUCAGAUGUGUGCCCUCAGAGCACAGAGGAGGCAAAGGAUUCUGUGGGAUAUGCCAGUCAGCUAAAGUUUCAUGGAGGAGAUGGAUUUGUAAAUGAGCCCUGGAUGGGGUAUGAUGGUUAGGAUGUUACAGGAUCCAGGAGAGAAUGGUGUGAGAAAGGCAUUGAGGUAGGAACCUUCUUCCUAUGAUAGUUGGAGAGCAGCCUGCUUGCAGUGGACAGCAUGGGCAAUAGGAGUGAAUGAAUCAGGAAAGUUAGGUGAAGCCAAUUGUAGAAAGCUGUUUCAAUUUUAUCUCACUGGACGCUGAGAACCACUAAAUAUUUUUGGCUAAAAAAAUAUUGGAAUCCAUAUAAAUGAACCCCUCUCUCCUGUGCAGUGUCAGUGAGGGUGUGGCAAAAUGGACCCUAACAAAUCCUAGUGGUGGCCAUUUGGUAAUUCAUAUCAUAAGCCUUAAAAUAUGUAAACCAUUUAUCCAAAGUUAGUGAUUGAAUAAUUGUCCAAAGAUUACAUGUAUAAGGAUGUUCAUUUCAACACUCUUUAAGGUAGUAAAAAUUGGAGACAACAUGUCUGUCACACUGGAUUCUUCAAAUAAAUUAAGGAAUGGUCACCCAGUAGGAUAUGAUAAAUAUGCUAGUGGAAUACUAUAUUUCCAGAAAAGAUAUUCAUCAUUCAAUGUUAAGUGAGAAAGAUAAGUUAGAUAGCAGUAUUCAUUCCAUUUUGCUGGGGUGAGGGGGAUAUUAAAUCAUGUUUUAAAAACACACUAAAAUCUCUGGAAUCAUAUAUUUCCAAAUAGUAAUAAUAGUUAUCUUUGGGUGGAAGGAUAAUGAGUGAUCUUUACUUUUUUACUUUUUAUUCAUCUAUUCUUUUUUAAAUAAAAUGAAUAUUAAUUUUUAGGAAAUUUUUGAAUAAAAGGAAAGUAUUAGGAAUGAAGCAGGCGAUUGAUUUGAAUGUGUACUGAGUGUGCAAAUGAUUUAGAUUGAAAAUGUGAUUGGUUGAAGUUUCCUUUCCAAAAUGAUAGACGAGUGGUGAAAAUGAGGCUUAUCAUGAGGAUUAAAUGAAGUAAUACUAUAUGCUAAGUACCUACACUAUUCUGGCACAUAGCAAUUAAGAAAAGUGAGUACCCUUAAGUACCUAACAUGCAGGACUGAUAGUUUUUGGUUGACCUUUGUUUUGCUGGGGCAUUCUGCCAUGUUUCAGUGUCAUUUAAUAAACAAUAAUAAUAACAAUAAAGGUUAACAUUUAUUAAGUGA
Marmota flaviventris (yellow-bellied marmot) is the source of this 3401-nucleotide messenger RNA. It is a transcript of the gene Armcx3, whose product is annotated as armadillo repeat containing X-linked 3. Lineage: Eukaryota; Metazoa; Chordata; Mammalia; Rodentia; Sciuridae. Gene Ontology annotation, cellular component: mitochondrion. The record is from RefSeq and is a predicted model, not a curated record. Gene Ontology annotation, molecular function: protein binding.